Paramecium pentaurelia is the source of this 1026-nucleotide messenger RNA. Lineage: Eukaryota; Ciliophora; Oligohymenophorea; Peniculida; Parameciidae. The record is from the annotation of a GenBank genome assembly.
AUGAAUAAAUUAAAACAAGAAUAUUAAACAAAGGAUGAUUCAAAGAAUAACAAGACAACUAAUAAUCAAAUCAAUAUAUGUGUUGAGAAAUAAUUAUCUAAAAUUUAUCAACAAAAAGAUAAUAUCAUGUUGUGUAUUUCAUGUUAAUAAGAUAUUACUAAAUAGAACAUAUAUAAUCAUUUAUUUGAACCAUUACAUAUUCUCAAACUCUAAGAAUACUUUAUCUAAUAAAUCAAUAAUAAUGUUUAUAAUAAAAGAGAUAAAAUCUAAAAGAAAUUUGAUAAUAAAAAUAAGUCCUUAUAAACUUAAUAUAUUAAAAAUGAAUAAAUUGGAAAAGAAGAUAAAAAAAAUUAAACAAUAGAGAUUCCAUUAAUAGAUUAAGACUUAAAUUAAAAUAUGAAUAAAAAUUAAAUUGAAAAAUUUGUAGACCUUUUAUAAUAUGAUUUGAAAAUUAUUGGUAAAAUUUAAUUAUCACUUAUUGUAUCAAUAUUAGUUAAAACAUAUUGCACAAUAAAUGAAAUAAUAGAUAUGAAGUUUAAGUAAAUCUUAGAUAAAUAUACAUUUUAUUAUUUUAAUAUAAAUAAUUCUUGGGAAAAGAGUUAUUUAAUUCUAAAAUAAAGAUUUCCUGAUUAUAUAUAGGAUUAUAUAAGUAAGAAUACAGGAUCCAAUAAACCUAUAAUUAAAUUAUUAGGAUAAAAUAAGAGAUAAACUUUAAGUAAAGAAUUAUGGAUUAGUUGCAAUAAAAUAUAAUCUUUAACAAAUGAUACAGAAUAUAUUAGUUUUUUAUAAGGUUUAAGUUUAAAGAAACUCAAAAAAAUAUCAUUAGAAAGGAUGGUCAAAAAGAAUAUAAUAUAAAUAUAAGAUGAAUAGAUUACCAAAGAAAUAACUAAAAAUAAUUAAGGAUAAAAAAAAGAUCAAGAGAUUCAGAAAGUAGAAUAAAUUAGAAAUUCAGAAAAAAAACAAAUAAUAAAAAUAAUAAUUAAAUAAAAAUUAUUUGAAAAUUAGAAAUAAGAAUUAGUAGAUUGA